Messenger RNA from Orbilia oligospora ATCC 24927, 789 nucleotides. RefSeq lists its product as uncharacterized. The record is from RefSeq and is a predicted model, not a curated record. The transcript has a single exon. Gene Ontology annotation, molecular function: histone H4 acetyltransferase activity; protein N-terminal-serine acetyltransferase activity; histone H2A acetyltransferase activity. NCBI's taxonomy places the organism in Eukaryota, Fungi, Ascomycota, Orbiliomycetes, Orbiliales, Orbiliaceae. Gene Ontology annotation, cellular component: nucleus. The coding region runs from base 1 to 789 and encodes 262 amino acids.
AUGGCCCCGCAAUCUUUAUCAUCCGGUCACGCCUCCAUUUCAAUAGACGGCACUUCUAAAGUACCCCGUCAAGGCUCUGCCGACUCUUCCCCAAGCUUAAUCGUACAGACCAACUCGCUCUCACUCGAGGAACUAAAGUCGCGUUUUCUCGACCCCUCCCUUCUCACAUUCGCCACCAACACCUGCAAUGGUACUCUACAAUCCUACAAUAUCGAGUUAUUUAAAUCAUCAACAUUGCCUUCUGAUGUAUUCGACAACUGCUUCGAUUUACUGGAAGCAAACAUGUCAGCGGCGUAUAAAGCUACGUCAAGGGGUUGGAAUCCACGAAAGAAAAAGGAGGAAAUGAAACAUCCUGCUAUGCGGUAUUUGGUUCUUACCGUUGUCGAGUCCGAUGACAAGUCGGGUUUUGUCGGGUUCCUUGAGUUCAUGAUCACAGAGGAGGAAGGUUCGGAGGUGAUAUAUACAUAUGAGUUAGAUAUUUUGCCGGAUCAUCAAAAACUUGGGUUGGGGAAGAAGUUAUUAGAUGUGGCAGAGGAGUUUGGACGGAGAGUCGGGGUUGAAAAAGCUAUGUUGACGGUUUUUGAUAGCAAUAAAGGUGCGAGGAGGUUCUAUGAAAGGGAGGGCUACGAUUUGGACGAGAUCUCGCCGGAGCCAAAGGUCCUUAGAAACGGCACAAUAAAGCCUUCUACCUAUCAUAUUUUAUCAAAAGCGUUUUGGGCUGACGAGGAUGGAGAAGACGACGACGAUGAAACUGACGAUGAAGGUGGAGACGAAGAUGAAGACGAGUGA